AUGGCCAUCUUCGGUGCAGCGUAUCUCCGAAAGACGACUGCCUCUGACUGCCAGUCACUGCUUGCUAUGCACGGGAGGGAGCACGGUUUUUCAGGGAUGAUGGACAACAUAGAUUGCAUGCACUUGGAGUGGAGGAAGUGUCUGGUGGCUUGGAAAGGGCAGUUCACUACCGGGUUCAAAUGCAAACACCCGAUGAUGAUCCUGGAAGCCAUUGCUGACUAUCGGCAGUGGAUCUGGCAUGCGUAUUUCGGUGUUAUAGGGAGUAACAACGACAUCAACGUUCUGCAGUCGUCGCCUCUCUUCAAUGAGCAGUGUUGGGGCGAGGGUCUGCAAAUCAGUUUCGUAGCCAACGGUAGACACUACAAUAGGGGCUACUAUUUGGAAGAUGAGAUAUACCUUCGGUGGCCAAUAUUUUUGAAGUCCGAAGAAAUCUUGGUUCACGCAAUGGCAAGAGGGUGCGAGGAAGGGUGUUGA
Molecule: messenger RNA, 474 nt
Organism: Salvia splendens (bonfire salvia)
Lineage: Eukaryota; Viridiplantae; Streptophyta; Magnoliopsida; Lamiales; Lamiaceae
Exons: 1
Coding region: 1-474 (157 amino acids)
Source: RefSeq, a predicted model, not a curated record